AUGGCCAAAUGGAGGCGUCUCAAUUGGUUCCACUAUCCCGAACCGGGAAUCUCCUUCACGUACGAGGACUGGAAGCUGGGCAAGACCGCAAAUCCGAUCCUCGGUCCGUGGAACCUCGAAGACCAGUUGUUCAAACCGCCGCGCGAUCACGAUUACUACCAGGUGUCGCUCGAGAAGCAGUUCCGGGCCCAUGGGCUGCAGAUCAUUGUGCGGGUGUUCAGCAUCGACCUGACGCCCGAUGCGCCUCGUUAUCUUGGGGAGGACGAGUUCCACGUGGAUGGCAUGCUCAACGAACACAUCGUCGCCACCGCGGGCUAUUCAUCCACUAGAGGAAAGUGGAGAGUUCUAGAGUAA
Molecule: messenger RNA, 354 nt
Organism: Aspergillus saccharolyticus JOP 1030-1
Lineage: Eukaryota; Fungi; Ascomycota; Eurotiomycetes; Eurotiales; Aspergillaceae
Exons: 2
Coding region: 1-354 (117 amino acids)
Source: RefSeq, a predicted model, not a curated record